AUGCACGCUUACCAGGCCGUGUUCAACAUUUGGGACACGAGCCACCACGUCAAGUCACCAAAUGAGGUUGAUCUAGCCAAAGGUAGCCACUGUCUUCAAAGACUACGGUCUACUGCCGAUUCAGCCUGCCUAAACGGAACAGAGGGCCGCUCUCCUCUCUACGCGGCAGCAUUGUUGAUGGUGGGACAAGUGCUGCUCGUGUACCACAUGUUCACCACCUGCACUUCCGCCCAUGCCAUCAUUCAGCAUGUUCUCUUGCAAGCCGAGGAAGCCUACCCAGCCCUUUUGGCUCAACCAGCGCUGGAUCCGAUUACGAUUACGCCAGUCAUUAUCGAUACUGUCGAGUGCCUCGUACGGAGGGAGUGCCCCAUCAUCCACGUGAAGCAGGCCGACCGCUUUAUUGUCGACAGGAGUAUAGGGCUUUGCUGGACUCUACUCCCUCUGCUACAGCAGCUGUGCAUUACCAGCCACGAAAGCAAAAUGAAAACGAUGUGCACUGCCUUGGAGCCGCAAAGCAACGGAAGCGUCAACGACGCGUUCACCGAUAUCGAGCGAAAGAUUAAAGAUUGGGAGCCGCUCGCCCCGCCCAGCUUCUUUUCAGAUUUUACGCCACUUGAGGCGUCUGCUAUGCUUCUGCAAGCGCGGGUUUACCGUACAGCGGCGCUUCUAAUUAUUCACCGUCUUCGAAACCCCCUCGGUGUAAAUGAUGAGAAGGCGCGGUGGUACGCCGAUUUGAUUCAUGCGGAGCUAGCCAGCUUCAUUGCAGCUACGUCAAGUGCCCACUUGUCGGCGUUUUCAUCCAACCUGCAAUAUGGCGAGGAUCUGCAGCGAUUCAUCGACAACGCAUGGGCUGCGAGCGCUGACGGUUUCAAAGGAACGUGGUUUGACCUCGUUGACAAGAACUUCACUAUACCCGUAAUGAUCUGA
Molecule: messenger RNA, 927 nt
Organism: Parascedosporium putredinis
Lineage: Eukaryota; Fungi; Ascomycota; Sordariomycetes; Microascales; Microascaceae
Source: the annotation of a GenBank genome assembly